AUGGUUCCCUCUACUUCUGACUCGUCGAGAGCAAAGAGUGGCAUGCGUCCACCCCUCGCUUCAGCAAAUGCCCCAUCCAUGGCCGACUCGCUGCCCAGCAUCAACUCUGAAUUCGAGGAUCUGCGCAAUCGUAUGGCCCAAUUCACAACAAAGUUUGACGAAGCCAUCGAGCGUAGACGUAAACAGGUCCGAGAAGAUCGUGACCAGUUUCAUGUCAAGCUCACUGAACUGCAAGAAGAUGAACGAAUGAUACAACGGGAUAUCGAAAUCAUCAAUCUCAAAUCCCAAUCUCACAAAGAGACCAUACAAAACGAAGCCGCAGAGGCUACUGAAAUGCAUGCUGCAAUCUCGUCUAUCACCAGUGAGCGUGACUCCCGACUUGCGAAACGCGACCAUCUCAAACAGCAAAUUGCGGAGAUACGGAAUUCUAUUGCCCAGAGGGUUGAAGCGCAAAACGCUCAUGCGAAAUACCUAGAGGUGCAACCCCACCUGAAUGAUCCCGAGCUGGCUUUUUCGCAAAAUAAUCUUUCUCUACGCAUAGAGGGGGCUGGGAGGGAAGAUCGGUUGAAAUUCAUUUACACUCAUAUCUUGGCGAAGGAUUGGGAGAAUGAGGCUUGGUUUGAGCUGGGGAUUGCUAGUCGUAACUAUGGGAUUGCUAGUCGUAACUAUGAAAUUUUCCAGACCGAGCCAAAAUUGGAUCGUGAUGCUUUGGAGAGAGAGGUGAAUCUUGUGAAUGAGAAUCGGAAUUUAGGGGCUUUCCUCAAGCGGGUGCGGAAGCUUUUCGCAGAUACAAUGAAUUAG
Molecule: messenger RNA, 801 nt
Organism: Penicillium cosmopolitanum
Lineage: Eukaryota; Fungi; Ascomycota; Eurotiomycetes; Eurotiales; Aspergillaceae
Product: kinetochore Spc25 family protein
Exons: 2
Coding region: 1-801 (266 amino acids)
Biological process (GO): chromosome segregation
Cellular component (GO): Ndc80 complex
Source: RefSeq, a predicted model, not a curated record